AUGACACUCAAAGAAACCCCCCUCGACAGAAUCCAAGACCUCGAACACCAAAAGCCACCACCUCAACCCCCGACCAAAGAAGCAGCCUUCAUCUUCGUCGUCUGCGCAGCCCAACUAAUGACUCAAGCGGGCCUAUCCCUCUCUAUAGCCCCAAUUCAACAGAUAAGCAGCACCUUCAACACGACGCCACACAACCUCACCUGGGCAUCCGCAGCAUACAGCCUCUCAGUGGGAACCUUCAUCCUCGUCUCCGGCCGACUGGGCGAUACCUACGGCCACCGGCUCCUGUUUAUAAUUGGAUUCCUCUGGUUUGGGCUGUGGUCUGUUCUGGGCGGAUUUGCUGCGUGGUCGAAUGCGGUUUUCUUCGACUGUUGUCGGGCGUUGCAGGGUAUUGGGCCCGCGCUGCUUUUGCCUAAUGCCGUGGCCAUUUUGGGGAGGACGUAUCCGCCUGGCUUGAGGAAAGAUAUGGUGUUUUGUCUGUUUGGGGCUACGGCGCCGGGCGGGUUUACGCUUGGCGCGACGUUUUGUUCAUUACUUGCUGAGAGGGUUUGGUGGCCUUGGGGGUAUUGGGUUAUGGGAAUUGCGUGCUUUGGGUUUGCGGUGCUUGGGUUAGUGGUAAUUCCUGCGGAUGAGGGUGUGGGAGAGGAUGUGGGGAGGGAAGAUAUUUCGAAUUUUGAACGGCUGGAUGGGUUCGGCGCUAUCACUGGGGUUAGUGGGCUUGUGCUUGUUAACUUUGCGUGGAACCAGGCUUGUGUUGUUGGGUGGAGGGUGCCAUAUACCUAUGUUCUUCUAAUUGUGGGGAUUCUCUUCCUUGUUCUGUUUCUGUUUGCCGAGCGCAGGGCAGCCUGUCCUCUGUUGCCUAGCUCAGUGUUCAAGGGCGAGGUUGGUUGGGUAUUGGGAUGCAUCGCGGCAGGAUGGUCCAGUUUCGGGAUUUUAGUAUUCUAUUACUACAAUUUCCUCGAGGAAAUCGAGCAUAAUAGUGGACUUUUGGUGACAGCCAAAUGGGCUGGGGCGUCUUUUUCUGGCGCAACUGCUGCUGCGGUGACUGGCUUCCUGUUGAGUCGGGUACCACCGAGCGUGAUUAUGCUUGCUGCAAUGCUGGCUUUCACAACAGGCUUGUCGCUGUUGGCUACUAUACCACCUGGCCAGGUGUACUGGGCCAAUGCAUUUUUGAUCAUGCUAAUCACUCCUUGGGGGAUGGACAUGUCAUUUCCAUCUGGCACCUUGAUCCUGAGUAAUUCUAUGCCGCGUGAGCACCAAGGAGUGGCAGGUUCGCUGGUGAACACGGUUGUCAACUAUUCCAUUUCGCUCGGUCUCGGAUUCGCGGGUACAGCUGAGAGAUAUGUGGACCCUGAUGGAUCUGACAUCCUCAAGGGAUAUCGAGCAGCCUCCUAUAUGGGAGUAAGCUUGGCAGGGCUGGGAUCUGUAAUUGCCAUUUGCUUCACAAUCGUAACUUGGAGGAAGUCCAGAAGGAGCUCGGAAUGA
Messenger RNA from Penicillium soppii, 1485 nucleotides. Its product is annotated as MFS transporter. Gene Ontology annotation, biological process: transmembrane transport. The transcript is spliced from 2 exons. Bases 1 to 1485 code for a protein of 494 amino acids. The record is from RefSeq and is a predicted model, not a curated record. Gene Ontology annotation, molecular function: transmembrane transporter activity. Gene Ontology annotation, cellular component: membrane. NCBI's taxonomy places the organism in Eukaryota, Fungi, Ascomycota, Eurotiomycetes, Eurotiales, Aspergillaceae.